ACAAACAAAACAUCUUAAAAUCGUAGGUAGGAGCUGGUGGUUGUUGCUGCAGGAGGGGGUUGUGCGCUACGUCAGCAGUCAAAGGCAUGGGAUGGAGGUUUGACAGAGCCCAGAGUCUGAGGGCACAGCUGCUGCAGUAGCGCCCUUCCUGUUUUGCGGACAGUGGAGUCACUGAAGUGACCUGGGAAUAUCUGUUGUUAAGAAAUGAUGAAGAAGUUGUGAUUGCUUGCUGUCUAUCAUUUAUUCAGGCUUAGAAAGUAAGCAGACAAGGGUGGGGAGAGAUAUUCACUGUGACCCACGCUGGCUUCGAUCACCUCUUUGCUGAUCUGUGGUUUCAAUGUGCUGGUGACAAAAGGCAUGAGGGUGCUGAAGGAAGCAGAAGAUGAUCGGAAAGCAGCAGUAUUUCAUAGGUGACAGCCCUGGUUGUUCAGAUAGGUAUCUACAGAGUGAGAACAGAAUUGCAGAGUAGAACCAAUGGCAUUAGUGGCUUUAGUCUAUUGAUUGAUGCAUGAUGUGAAGCACAUCCCCAACAGUGUCAUCAGCUUUGGAAAACCGAGCCCUGUGAGCAGGUGACCAGGCAGCUGCUGGUGGCUGAGGAUAAAGCUGGCUGUCCUGUGAUGAGUCAAAAUAGCAUUGGUUUUCAUUUCACGUGAGGUGCUUACGUUAACAGAGAGUGCUAAAGGUGAAAACAGAAAAAUAAGAAUUCUGCAAGUACCAUGCUGAACAAGGCAUAAAAGCUGCACUGCUCCCAAGAGCCGUGUGUUAUUUCUGGAAGGAAAAAAUUCUCUAAAGACUGUUUAUUGCAUAAUUAGAAUAAUGCAAGUGAGGAAUAGGCAAAUGUAGUGGUAGAGCUUGCUGCAGGAUUGUCUUCUGCUACGAGACGGGUGGCUUACCUCAGACUCACAGCAAAACAGAUGGCUAAGCAUGCUUGGGGCGUUUCUGGAGGAGGCGAAGAAUGGAAUGCAAAGGAAAGAAAAUGGUCCUUUCUUGUGGGUACUGUGAAAGGAGAGAAAUUGUGCAUCAGUGUUUCCCAGUUCAGUACCAACCCCUCCAGUACUUACUGCAUUGGUGACAGCAAGGACCAUGCUCAGAAUGCAGGACAGCAGCAGGAACUUCAUUGUGAGAGAGACUCCUGUGAAGCAGACAGCAAGCAGAGUUACGGCUUUUGGCUGAAAAGGAGAUGUGGAGGAGUAAUAAGGCUGUCCUCUGAGAGGAGUGACAGGGAAAUGGGGCAGCAGGAGCUGUACUGUGAGUUGUGUGCACCACGUUGGGUGUCCUCGAGUGCCAGCUCUGUGUUUGAGCUGCUGACUGUGCAGCCAGGGCCCCUCCAGCAGGGUCUGCAGGAGCAGGUUUGUCCAGGACUGUGUCCAGGUGGGAUCGGAGCCUCUCCUGUGGUGGAGGCUCUACAGCCAGUAUGGACAACCUGCUCCAGCACCUGCCUGCAGCAUAGCUCAGGGUCCAUGUGUAUAACAACAUCAGUAGAAUUCACCAUCAAUGUGUUCAUCAAGGAGAAGUCAUGCCUGACAGACUUGACAAGGUCCUGCAAUGAAACAGCCUGAUGGAUGAGCGGAGGGCAGAGGAUAUUGUCUUCUUUGGAAUCAGUAAGGCCUUUGCCACUGUCUCCUGCAAUGUCGAAAGAAAUUUGACUUCUUUGAAAGAAAGUCCUCAUCCUCAGUGAAAAGAACUGACAGUGACUGUAGAAAAGAAAUAAAGUGCCCCUCCAAAAUGGGCAGAAGUGGGAAUAACUGGAGAUUAAUUUGAGUAACGUGUGGAAAUCCUAAUCUGCCUUGGAGAUGUAGUUGUUUGCCUCAGGGAACUUGGACGGUUUUAAGGAAAGUCUUCCCUGUUUGUCCUGAUGAGUUCUGUUUCACUGCAUCUUCUUCUGCCACUUGGCUGGAGCAGAGCCCCAGUUGGUUUUAAGCUCUGUGGGGAAUAAGACAAUCCCUUGUGUGCUGACCUUUCCUAAACAGGCUGAUGAACUAGCUUUGAUUGUUGUAAACAGGCUGAGCCAUGGCUGUGGUCAGGCAGAACAAAAUGCUGUCAAAACUUCUUCCUCCCUAAGAGAUUUAAAGUCCCAGAGAAAGGCUCUUUAUCAAAUGGAAUUUGCACAGAGCAAGCUAAUAUACACUAAUCCAAACUCAUGUAUAUGCCCUGCUGUGUGAUGUUACAGAAGGUGCGGUGGGUGACAUGUCAGGUUUACAGGAGGAACUGUCAGCAAAAUAUGUUUUGGUGGUCACCCAUCCUUUUUUUAUGAAAGAUGUGCUGAACUUUCUGAUGGCUUUAUUCAUUGCCCCAUGGAGAAUCAGGCCGGAGUUGCACUCAUAUGAGGGCAAAGGAGCAGGAGCCAGGUGGAGUUCUGUGUUCUGAGCUACCCGAAUGGCAUUUCUGAAUGCCAUUCCUUUUGACAUGGUUCAGGUGAAGGCUGUUUUCUGAUCUCACUCUGUAGGAAGUGUUUGGGGUCUCCUGCUUCCAGCAGAGUACAUCUGGAGUGGUUGUUUUUGGUGAAGUGCUUGGCUUGACAUCACAAAGAUACUCAUGUGUAAUGAUCUCCUUUUUUAAAUUGCCAUGUGUUCUGCCAGUAUGCAUUUGUAAUGUAACUGUUCUUGGAUCAGCCUGUUGUAUUUUGCAUAUCUAAUUGAGUAUACAUUGCCCAGUUCGUGCUUUGAUUUACUUCUGUGUAAUUCAGCACCCAGAACCCUAGCCAGAAUAGAAAUGUUAAUAAGAAAUUGAAGAAUUUAAAAGAUCACUUGAAUUUCUUCCUCCAGCUCUAAUGAUGUAACUGCAUUGUCCUAUUUGAAAGGGAUUACUUACUUUUCUCUUUUCAUUUAGAAAUUCAGAUAUAUUCAAAUUGUGUUCAUAAUUGGAUAUAGAAGGAUUUUUAUCUUACCUACUCUAAGAAGAGUGAAGGCUCCAUUAAUGUCCAGAAUUGGCUUGUAUAAGAUCAGUUGUUAAUAGAGAUUUGGCUUUGGCUGCUUUGGCUGCACAGUUGUUCAUCCUGUAUGUGGGGCAGAUGUUUGAUUCCACUGGAGAUGCACAGAACUACAGACUUGUUACUCUUCUCCUGGAACUUCUUUCUGUUCUUAAUUAGCACAUCAGCAGUGCAGCCAGACCC
Messenger RNA from Lagopus muta (rock ptarmigan), 3112 nucleotides. RefSeq lists its product as uncharacterized. Bases 915 to 1559 code for a protein of 214 amino acids. NCBI's taxonomy places the organism in Eukaryota, Metazoa, Chordata, Aves, Galliformes, Phasianidae. The transcript is spliced from 4 exons. The record is from RefSeq and is a predicted model, not a curated record.